GAUAGUUGUCUUCUGGUCGCGAUUUUUUCCCCAAUUUCCGUGGAAAAUAACCAGAUUGCAAUGAGCCGCCGUUUGGCCAAGUUACACAAACCAUGCGACAAGCUAGAUAAAUACGAUAAUGAGCCGUACAUGCAGAAUCCUUUGCUAAAUUUGUUUCUCUCCGAUGUCAAGGAACGACGCCAUUACACUUUCAUCCAAAGAAAGGCUGCCGUGGAAAAAGUCAAACUAUGUCGUCGAAAAACGGAAGAUUUGGAUGACGUCGUCCCAAAACCCGAAUCGUACUACGCAGAUCAACUACGAGAACACGCUAAACGAGCUCCGGUCCCUAAGAUGCUAUCCAAAACCGAAGCGAAAAUCCUGUCGUACGUUCCAAAACGGUUAAGCCAGCAAUACCCUGCCGUCUUGGCAUCGUACAUGAAAGAGGUUCAUGAGGAUUUCGACAAGGUGAUGAAAGCAUUUAGCUGCCAAAAAAUAAUCAAACCAGGACCGGACGACUAUGUUCCACCCAGAGAAAAGUUUGAGUUUAAACACCUUGGACGUACAAACAAUUAUAAACUCUUUCUCAAGCAUAGAGCGACUAUACAGAAAAAUCUGCUGAUUCCGUAUCCGUUCAUUCGAUGUAUUAUUCAUUACUCCUAUACGGACCUACCGGCGGUUUUAAACGACUACACACAGUAUAGGAUGCCGACAGAAAUAACCUUGAAUGAGCUUCGCGAUAUGGCCAAGAAGGAGCUGCAAACCAACAACAAUCUCAUUGCCCAAGAAUGGUAUCCAAAGAUCACACGGAUCCUUAAAAAACACUACGAUCGUCGUACGCUACCAAAAUCCAUGUGGCCGAAGGUGAUCAGUUGCGCAUCCAGUUUGAUCAACCGACAACUGACUGAGUUGAAAUUGCGCACCAUCGAGCACCUGGAAAAGACCGUUCUCAAUGUUCACAAAAUUCCUCAAAUGAAGAUCCUCGCCAUCUGCGACGAUGGGAUUGAUCUGUUUCCAAGCUUAAACGAUAUUUACAGUGUGUAUCAGAAUGCAAUUGAGGACAUAUCUGCGGCUGGAUCACGCAUCGAACCACUCGAAAGUCUGAUUGAUGCCCAAUCAUUUGUGACAAAAGCAAAUUUUAUGAAAAUUGGAAUCGGUGAUAUAUCGCUGCUGGAGAAACACGAUGAACUGCAGCUUGCUCUGGAAAAAGCGUUCGAGCCGUUGGCUAGCUAUCUGAAGGACUUCCAGGAGCAAUUUGCAGAGUUGAUCAGCAAGGCGACUCGCGAUGAACUGGAUAAAUUUCUCAGCGAACCCCGCUCGUUUGAGGAGUAUCUGCAGAAGAUUGAGAUUUUUCAAGCGUACAACGAGAAGAUCAAGAAUCUGGUGAUGAAAGAGUACUUCUAUGUGGCCGUCGUGAAUCAAUCGGAUGCAAUCGGCAGUUUGAGAAAGAUCGUCCGGGAGUAUAUUGAGAGAAUUGCGGGAAGUAUCACGGUGGAACAUAGAAAAGAAAGCCAGCGGAUCUGCAAAGAUUUUGAAGAAAUCAAAGUCCGAGCGUUAGAGAUUCCAACGUCGACAGAACAGUUAAUGGCGAACGGAGAGUAUAUGACGCGGGCUAAGACGAUAGUGAUUGAAGAGUUGAGAGAAAGAAUUCAAGCGUCGAUGAGGAUUGGAGCCCAGUUGGUGGAGCUCAUUGAGUUACCACCAGAUCACAUGGAUGUACAGGUGGAAAGUAUCAAUUGGUAUUUCCGUAUACAAGCCAUUUUCGAUGUAAACUCCACCAAUUUUGAGUCAUACAAGUUCCAGUUCGAAGAGAAACUUCAGGAAGUUACAAAGCAAUUAGUUGAGAAGAUAGACGAAAUGAUUCCAAACAUUUCGAUCAUCAACGACAUGACGGAAACAGAUAAAUUUCGCGAUUAUGUGAUGCUUCUGCAAGGUUACAUUGAUCAGAUUUUUGUAUUCGAGGACUACGUUAAGUGGAUCAAUAAGGAAGAGGUACUGUUCAAAUUUCCUAAGUCUCAGUAUCCGGUGUUGGAAGCGAUCAAGACAUUUAUCGUACCUUUCUAUAGACUGAUCAGGCUUUGUAUUCGUUGGCUGCGCCACUACAACAUCUGGAUGGAUGGUCCUUUCGAGUAUCUCGAUCCGCAUUUCGUCGAAUCAAAAACCGAAGAAUUUUUGAAGGAAUUUCAAAAGACACAGAAAUACUAUCGCAAUCGUAUCAAGGCAGAUAUGUUGGAAAACACUCUUUGCAAGUUUAGGGGACAAACUGAGGACCCUGAUCCGGAGAAACACCCGUGUCCGCUGAAGUUAUGUGCUCGUAUGAGUCAGUCGAUCAAAGAUUUCCAUCUUGGCGUGUACAUCGUUAAUAUUAUGUGCAAUCCUGCUCUGAAGGAUCGACACUGGGAUGAGAUGUCGGAAAUUGCUGGGUUUGAUCUGACCCCGGACGCAGGAACAACGCUACGUAAGAUCAUCCAGUAUAAUAUGGAAAAAGAUUUGGACAAGUUUGAGAUAGUAAGCAUAGGUGCUAAUAAAGAGCUACAGUUGCAGAAAAAUCUGGCGGCGAUGAUAAAGGAAUGGGAAACGAUCGAGUUUAAGUUGACUCCGUUCAAGGAUACUAAUAUAAACAUUCUCUCCGGGCUGGAUGACAUUCAGUCAGUUUUGGAUGAUCACAUUAUAAAGACCUUGGCGAUGCGUGGCUCUGCUUUCGUGAAACCAUGUGAGAAAGAAGUUAGAGAAUGGUAUAAAACGUUAACCAGAGUUAACCAAACCAUCGAACAGUGGGGUAAAGUGCAAAGUAUGUGGUUGUAUUUGCUGCCGAUAUUUUCUUCGGCAGACAUUGUGGCGCAGAUGCCUAACGAAGGACGAAUGUUCCAGCAAGUAGAUAAAACGUAUCGAGUAUACAUGAAGGCCGUCGAAGGGAACCGAUCCGUUAUUAACAUAGCCGCUGGUAAAGGUGUUCUCGAAGCGUUAGAACAAUCGAAUGAGCUGAUGGAAGAAAUCACGAAUGGUGUGAACGAGUACUUGGAAAAGAAGCGACUGUAUUUUCCGAGGUUUUUUUUCCUUUCAAACGACGAAAUGCUGGAGAUUCUUUCCGAGACCAAGGACCCGUUGAGAGUUCAACCACACUUGAGCAAAUGUUUCGAAGGCAUCAAUCGGCUAGAAUUUGAUCAAGCAUUAGACAUUCUUUCCAUGUUUAGUAUCGAGAAAGAACAGGUGUAUUUUGUCGACAAGGUAUCCACUUCUGAAGCUCGUGGAAGUGUCGAGAAGUGGUUGGUUCGUGUUGAAAGUGAAAUGCUGAAUGCUGUAUCGAAUCAAAUAAACGAGAGCCAUCGAUUGUACAAAGAGAAGCAACGUAGCUCAUGGGUACUUGAUUGGCCUGGAAUGGUUGUUUUGUGUGUGUCACAAAUUUACUGGGCAUCCAAUAUUCAUUCUUGCUUGGGUAAGAAACAAAACGCCAUCUCAGAAUUUCUCCAGCAGCUGCAAAUCGAACUGAUGGAUGUUGUAACGUUGAUACGAUCGAAAGAGAUAACAAAUUUGGAUCGAAUCACGAUUAAAGCAUUGAUUGUUAUUGAUGUCCAUGCAAAGGAUGUCGUUGAUGAUAUGAUCAAGCAGCAGGUUCAUUCGGAGAACGACUUUCAGUGGUUAGCUCAGUUGCGAUACUAUUGGAGUGAAGAGCACGUCAUGGUGAAAAUAAUCAACGCGUCAGUGCGUUUUGCUUGUGAAUAUCUUGGUAACUCGGAUCGAUUGGUCAUAACUCCAUUGACCGAUCGCUGCUAUCGAACACUGAUGGGCGCGUAUCAGCUGCACUUGAAUGGAGCUCCUGAAGGCCCUGCAGGAACCGGAAAAACAGAAACAACCAAAGAUCUUGCAAAGGCUCUAGCCGUCCAAUGCAAAGUGUUCAAUUGUUCGGAUGGAUUGGACUAUAAAGCGAUGGGAAAAUUUUUCAAGGGAUUGGCAUCUUCCGGAGCGUGGGCGUGCUUCGAUGAGUUCAACCGAAUCGAACUGGAAGUACUAUCCGUAGUAGCACAACAAAUCUUGUGCAUAAUAGUGGCAGUUCGAGCUGGAUUGCAAAAAAUUGUCUUUGAAGGAACCGAGCUAAAUCUUAAUCCGGCAUGCUACGUCUGUAUUACAAUGAAUCCAGGAUAUGCAGGUCGUUCAGAGCUUCCGGACAAUCUGAAAGUUCUCUUUCGAACUGUAGCGAUGAUGGUGCCAGACUAUGCAAUGAUUGGGGAAAUUUCUCUGUAUUCCUUUGGAUUUGCCAAUGCACGCACUCUAUCCGUGAAAAUCGUUACUACUUAUCGGCUCUGUUCGGAACAACUAUCUUCGCAAAAUCAUUACGACUAUGGGAUGCGGGCAGUUAAGACAGUUUUGCAAGCUUGUGGUAAUUUGAAGAAGUCGUUUCCAGAUGAAGACGAAGAGAUUCUACUGCUUAGAUCGUUGCUAGACGUUAACUUACCGAAGUUCUUGCGGAAAGAUGUUCCACUGUUUGAAGGAAUUAUUUCGGAUUUGUUUCCUGGGAUAGAACUUCCCGACGCGGACUACACGAUGCUCACCGGUGCGUUUAAAGACGUAUGUAGAGAUUUGAAGCUACAACCUAAAGAUACUUUCCUGACGAAGGUCAUUCAAACAUAUGAAAUGAUCAUUGUGCGUCACGGGUUCAUGAUGGUAGGGCAACCUUAUUCCGGAAAAUCUAUGACAUUGAAAGUACUUGCCGAGUGUCUUAAUAAACUUAAAAGUAAAAGUGAUAAUCCGUACUUCCAACGAGUGGUAUAUGAAGUAGUGAACCCUAAAGCUAUAACCAUGGGACAGCUGUACGGUGCAUUCGAUCCUAUAUCAUAUGAGUGGACGGACGGAAUAGCAUCUACCAUUUUUCGCAGAUUUGCUAUUGAUACAAAACCCGAUCGAAAGUGGUUAAUUUUCGACGGACCAGUCGAUGCCGUUUGGAUCGAAAACAUGAACACCGUGCUGGAUGACAACAAGAAGUUGUGUCUGACCUCGGGAGAAGUGAUCACUAUGACCGGGGAAAUGUCCAUGAUAUUCGAGGUAAUGGACCUUGAACAGGCUUCACCGGCUACAGUUUCCAGAUGUGGAAUGAUUUUCAUGGAACCGUCGGUUAUUGGAUGGGAGGCGUUUACGCAGUCGUGGAUUGAAAAGUGUAAUAAACAGUGGACAACAGACUGGGAAGACUUUCUGAUGGAUAUUUUCCGUUGGGUGAUCCCGGAUUGUUUGAGAUUUAUAAGAAGACAAUGCAAGCAGUAUCUCUAUCCAGGUGAUAUCAAUUUACUAAUCUGUACGCUGAAUCUAUUUGAAAUGGUGAUCGAAGAGGCGGUUGAAGAAAGUCCCGACGAGUAUGCAAAGUUCCUUUUCACGUGGUUUCAAGCAGCGUUGAUGUAUUCUGUUGUUUGGGGUUUAGCAGGUGUUUUGAAUAUGGAAUCGAAGAUCAAGUUUGAUGAAUUUUAUCGAGAGAUGUGGAAGGGAUCGGACGAGAAUCAUCCGGUACCCGAAACUUUGGGCAAGAUAGACGUGUCGAUGCCUGGUGAGGGAAUGAUCAUCGACUAUGUGUAUCAUUUCAAGCAGAAGGGUAAUUGGCGCUACUAUCCGGACAUAGUUCGACAGAUGAAAAACGAAACUGGAAUAACGCUUCUGGUUCCUACGCUGGAUUCGGUUCGAUACAUGCACAUCAUAGAUAUUCAUAUUAAGAACCAAAAACCUCUUCUCAUGGUAGGACCAACAGGUACCGGAAAGACCUAUUAUUUUCAAAACUACCUGCUGAGCAAAAUGGAUCAGGAAUCAUUCCUCCCAACUCUGAUCACAUUUACUUCUCAGAUAACGGCCAAUCAAACUCAAGAGCUUAUUAUUUCGAAAUUAAUCAAAAAGAAAAGGGGUCUAUAUAGACCAUCUGGCAGCAAAACCUGUGUUCUGUUUAUAGACGACAUGAACAUGCCAGCGAAAGAAAUCUAUGGAGCACAGCCGCCAAUUGAACUAAUUCGACAAUACUUCGAUUACGGACACUGGUAUGACCUAAAAGAUGCAUCGCCUUUGUUUCUACAGAACAUCCUUGUGAUGGCAGCAUGUGGACUGCCCGGAGGAAGUCGUCAGAAUGUUUACGAAAGAUUCUUGUGUCACUUUGAUAUAUUUGCAAUCAGUAAUUUUAACGACGAAACAAUGUUCAAGAUAUAUACAAACGUUCUUAUCGAUGGUUACAAGAAGGGCGGUCAUGCUACAGACGUCACAACGAUGGUAAACAUGAUUGUAAAUGCUACCCUGGACACGUACCAAUUUGCGUGUGCCAAGCUGCUACCAACGCCGGCUAAGUCGCAUUAUAUUUUCAACUUGCGAGACGUCUCACGAGUAGUAAGUGGCUGCUCAAUGUUGAAACGUGAGUCUGUUGAGAGUAAAAAAAUAUUUCCGAAACUUUGGAUGCACGAAGCAAUGCGCGUUUUUUACGAUCGGUUAGUGGACGAUGCGGAUCGAUUGUUCGUUAUCGAUAAAUUGAAUCAAAAUUUGAAAGGAUUCUUUAAAGAGAAACCUGAACAACUUUUAUUGGAUUUUUUCAAUCCACAGACUGGAGCGAUACAACUAGGUAAUCUGAAUAAUCUAAUCUUCGGAAGCUACUUCGAUGUUGAUGCCGAAAUGGAAGAUCGCAAGUACGAGGAGAUUCCGCAGAUGGAACAGUUUCGAGAUUUAGCUAAACGGGAUUUGGCGGAGUACAAUAGUAUGCACAAAGCAAAAAUGGAUAUCGUGCUGUUUCAGUACGCGUUACAGCAUCUCAACAAAAUUUGCCGUAUUAUGUCUAUGUCUGGUGGAAGCUGUAUGCUGAUCGGAAUGGCAGGUUCCGGAAGACAGUCGCUAACGAAGUUGGCAGCUCAAAUUUGUGGUCAGUCGUUGAUGCAGCCGGAGAUUACAAGAUAUUACGGCAUUAACGAAUGGCGUGAAGAUUUGAAAAAAGUGCUACGGGAAGCUGGAGGGAUGGGGCGUGAUACAGUGUUUUUGCUUACCGAAGCUCAGUUGAAGGAAGAAGCAUUUCUUCAGGACAUCGAUUGUCUUCUUAACCUUGGUGAAGUUCCCAAUAUUUUUCCAGUGGAUGAGAAGCAAGAGAUUCUGGAAAUGGUCCGGCUAGCCGCUCAAGGAGGAAAUCGAAACCUUGACAUUAGUCCUCUUGAAGUUUUCCAGUUCUUUGUCAAUCGUUGCAAGCAAAAACUGCACAUUGUAAUCUGUUUCAGUCCCAUUGGAUCAGCUCUAAGGACAAGGAUUCGUCUUUAUCCAUCACUAGUGAAUUGUUGCACAAUCGAUUGGUUCGAUGCUUGGCCGGAAGAUGCACUGGAUAGCGUUGCCGAAAUGUAUAUGAAAGAGCUCGACGUAGUUGCCGAAAUCAAGGAAUCCAUAGUGGUAACAUGCAAACAUUUCCACGUUAUUGCGCGAGAAGCGUCGACGGAGUUCACUAGUACUACAGGCCGAAUUACUUACGUUACGUCUGCGUCAUAUCUAGAGUUAAUAAAAUGUUUUCGAAAUCUGACCAAAAAGCAUCAAACGGAAAUCAUGGAAAAUAAGAUGCGUUAUUUGGGUGGUCUUGAUAAACUGGAAGCCGCUGCGGCAGCCGUAUCCGUAAUGCAGAAGGAAUUGAACGCCCUGCAGCCAACGCUUAUCGUAAUGGCAGAGCAGUCACGGAAAAUGACGGAAGAAAUCGAGAAAGAAUCCAUUGAGGCGGCUGUUGCUACAUCACAAGUGAAGAAAGACGAAGUGGUUGCCAACGUGCAGGCUGCCGAAGCACAGAUGCUGAAAGCUGACUGCGAAAAAGAUUUGGCAGGCGCCAUUCCGAUUUUAGAAGAAGCGAUUCAGGCAUUGAACACUUUGAAACCUAAUGACAUAUCGCUGGUGAAAUCGAUGAAGAACCCACCGGAAGUCAUUAAGCUUGUCAUGGCUGCGGUAUGUGUGAUGAAGGGUAUUGCACCAGACAAGGUGGCCGAUCAAGCGACUGGUAAGAAAAUAAUAGAUUACUGGGGUCCAAGCAAGCGUUUACUCGGAGAUAUGGCAUUCUUGCAAACGUUGAAAGAUUUUGAUAAGGACAACAUAAACCCUGAUAUCAUGAAAAAAAUCCGAAAGGAAUACAUUCCACACAAAGACUUCCAGCCUCAUAUUGUAUCGAAAGCGUCAAGUGCAGCCGAAGGUUUGUGCAAAUGGAUCAUUGCUAUGGAUUUGUACGAUGCUGUGGCGAAAAUUGUGGCUCCAAAGAAAGAAAAACUUAGACUAGCGGAAAAAGAGUAUUCUGAAACUAUGGCGCUAUUGAACGAGAAAAGGCAACUCGCUAUCAAUCUUGAGCGAAGGGUUGCCGAAUUGAAUGAUAACUUGGAUGAAGCAAACCAUCGGAAGCAGGAAGUGGAAGAAGAGGUUCAACUAUGCAAGGAUAAACUACAGCGAGCCGAAACACUGAUAGGAGGUCUCGGUGGUGAGAAGAACAGAUGGAUACAUUCAGCGGAGAAGCUUCAACAGUUGUAUGAUAGCUUGGCUGGUGAUAUUCUGGUUUCGAGUGGAGUGAUCGCUUAUCUUGCUCCUUUGAAUACAGAUUAUCGGAACCACUGUAUUGUAAAUUGGCAUGAGUUUGUUCGUAGGAUGAAGAUACCGUGCUCGGAAACUUACAGCUUAUUGGAUAUUCUUGGAUCGAUGAUCAAGAUUCAAAACUGGAACAUUGCGGGACUACCUACAGAUGCGUUCUCGACAGAAAACGGUAUAAUAAUGGACAGUUCCACCCGAUACAGCUUAUUCAUCGACCCGCAAUUUCAAGCAAACAAAUGGAUCAGAAACAUGGAAAGGAAUAAUCAUUUGCAGAUCAUGAAAUUUUCCCAAGCCGACUACAUGAAACGGUUAGAGUCAUGCAUCGAGAACGGUUAUCCAGCACUGAUUGAAAAUAUCUUCGAAGAUUUAGAAGCCCCUUUGGAUCCACUUUUGAACCGUAACACCUUCGUUCAGGGUGGAGUUGAGUAUCUUAGCUUAGGGGAUAACGUGAUAGCAAUGUCACCUAAGUUUCGGCUUUAUUUGACAACGGGAUUGAGAAAUCCGCACUAUCUACCGGAGGUCUUCAAUAAAGUGACUAUAAUUAAUUUCGCUCUCACGAUGCAGGGCUUGGAGGAUCAAUUGCUUGGGAUUGUCGUUGCUAAGGAAAGGCCAGAUCUUCAGGAACUUCGUCAAACUUUAAUACUUGAAGGAGCGAAGAACGUUACCAUGUUGAAAGAGGCGGAAGACAAAAUUUUGAAGACACUAUCCGAGACUAAGGGUGAUAUCCUUGAAGAUGAAAGUGCAGUCAAAAUUUUAGAUGAAUCAAAACGAAUUUCGACAGAUAUAGUACGAAAACAGAAGGAUUCUAAAGAAAUUGAAACGAAAAUUGAAGCAUUUCGACAGAGCUACCGACCAGUUGCUGCUCAUUCGUCAAUUCUGUACUACUGUAUUACAGAGUUGCCAAAUAUCGACCCGAUGUAUCAAUUUUCUCUGGCGUGGUUCGUGCAUUUGUAUAUUUACUCUAUCGAAAAUGCCAAUCGAACGAAGGAUCUUCUCCGAAGGUUGAAAUUUUUAAUGGACGCUGUUACAUUGAAUCUGUAUAGUAAUGUUUGCAGAUCGCUGUUUGAAAAAGACAAACUUUUAUUCUCGUUCAUUUUAACUACGAACAUUAUGAUAUCAUGUCACCAAAUCGACUCGAAAGAGUUUGAAUAUUUACUGAUCGGUGGUGAGAAAAAUACGACACAGCUACAAAAUCCAGACAAUAGUUGGAUAACCGAAAAACUAUGGGAAGAUAUUUGUCGUCUACAACAGUUGCCCGAAUUUUCUGGGUUCGUUAAUAGUUUUUUAAAAAAUAAGAAUAUCUGGAGACGGUAUUAUGACACCGAAGAUACACAUACUGAACAACUUCCCAGUCCCUGGCAAGAGAAAACUAAUCGCUUCGAAAAAUUGAUCGUAUUGCGGGCGUUUAGACCUGACAAGUUAGUUCUGGCGAUAACCGAGUUCGUAGCCUCCGAGAUGGGCCCAGCAUACGUGCUACCACCGCCUUUCGACAUAGCAAGAUCCUACGAAGAUUCAAAUUGCUUAACUCCACUGAUUUUCAUUCUUUCUCCCGGUGCUGAUCCAAUGAAUGCCUUAUUACUGUUUGCCGAAAAGAUGGGAUUCGUCGAAACGUUCCAAUCGAUAUCACUUGGACAAGGACAAGGACCCAUCGCACAGAAAAUAAUCGAACGGGCACAAACCGAGGGAACGUGGGUUUGUCUACAGAACUGUCAUUUGGCUGCUUCUUGGAUGCCGACAUUGGAAUUUCUCUGGGAGAACAUGGAUCUAUACAAUACGGUAUCUUCUUUCCGGUUAUGGCUAACGAGUUAUCCGUCGGAACAAUUUCCCACUAGUAUUCUGCAAAAUGGCAUUAAAAUGACCAACGAGCCGCCAACCGGAUUGCAACAGAACUUACUACGUUCAUAUAACUCGGAACCAAUGAAUGAUGACACGUUUUAUACUGGUUGUGCAGGAAAAGACCGAGCAUUUUCUAAGCUUCUCUAUGGAAUUUGCUUCUUCCAUGCAGUUGUACAGGAACGCCGAAAAUUUGGUCCGCUUGGAUGGAAUAUUCAGUAUGGGUUCAAUGAAUCCGAUUUCCAAAUCUCUGUGCUUCAGCUACAGAUUUUUCUCAACCAGUACGAUGAUAUUCCCUAUAAUGCAAUCUCGUACUUGACCGGAGAGUGCAACUACGGUGGUCGUGUGACGGAUGCAUGGGAUCGUCGAGCGAUCAUCACAAUCCUAGCUGACUAUGUUAACGAAAGGGUUGUAGGUGACCCGAAUUAUCGCCUUUCGAAUCAAGGCGAUUGCUAUGCCAUUCCGUUGAGGAAUGAACAUAGAGAGUACGUGGCUCACAUAGGAAACAAUGUCCCCAAUUAUCCUAGUUCUGCGGUUUAUGGACUUCAUCCGAAUGCGGAAAUAACACGAGAUUUGAACGCAGCCAGUGUGUUGCUGGAUUCUGUACUGUUAACCCAAGCUGGUUCGUCUGAGAAAAGUGACGUUGACAAAGAAAAGCAAAUUUUAGUGACCAUUGAGAAUAUUGAGAGUCGUCUACCACCUGAUUUUGACAUUGAAUUGGCAAAAGAAAAGUAUCCAGUUGACUAUAGUGAGUCCAUGAAUACUGUUUUGGUUCAGGAGAUGGAACGAUUCAACAAUUUGCUACAGGAAAUUCGUUCCAGCUGUACGAACCUAAAAAAAGGAAUCGCUGGGUUGAUUGUGUUGACUCCGGAGUUGGAGGCUGUGUAUCAUUCUCUCAAUUAUAAAAAGAUUCCUGACAGUUGGAUGAAAAAGUCUUAUCCAAGUUUGAAACCGAUUGGAACAUACAUUAGUGAUUUUCUGGAACGAUUGGCAUUCCUGGAAUCUUGGUAUCGGAUGGGAAAACCGAACGUGUUUUGGAUAUCUGGUUUUUACUUUACUCAGGCUUUCCUCACAGCAGCAAUGCAAAAUUAUGCUCGCAAGUAUCAUAUCCCGAUAGACAUCCUAACCUUUGAUUUCGAUGUAUUACGUGUCACAUCUGUUAUUUCAACGCCUGAAAAUGGUGUGUACAUUCAUGGACUUUUCUUGGAAGGAGCAAAGUGGAACGUUAGAGGAAGUUAUCUAGAAGAACAGCUUCCCAAGAUGCUCAUUGAUGUUAUGCCGAUAAUUCAUCUGAUUCCCAAGAAAACUUCAGAGCUUGAUGAAGGAGGCCGAUACAAGUGCCCGGUUUACAAAACGGCAGAGCGGAAGGGUACGUUAUCAACAACUGGUCAUUCAACUAACUAUGUAAUUCCAAUAUUGCUGGGAACACGGCUACCAAGUGGUCACUGGGUUAAACGAAGUGUAGCGUUACUAUGUCAGACAUCUGAGUGAUUUUUUAUACAGUUCAUUGUAAAUGUUUGUAUUUUUAAUUUCGAAAGAAACAAUAUUCAUAA
This is a messenger RNA of Malaya genurostris, 11912 nucleotides long. RefSeq names its product dynein axonemal heavy chain 12 (gene Dhc62B). Gene Ontology annotation, cellular component: dynein complex. The record is from RefSeq and is a predicted model, not a curated record. Gene Ontology annotation, molecular function: dynein light intermediate chain binding; minus-end-directed microtubule motor activity; ATP binding. Lineage: Eukaryota; Metazoa; Arthropoda; Insecta; Diptera; Culicidae. The coding region runs from base 61 to 11850 and encodes 3929 amino acids. The transcript is spliced from 9 exons. Gene Ontology annotation, biological process: microtubule-based movement.